UUUGGGACGGUGGGUACAAAACGUCCCAAUAAUUUUUUAUUAGCCGUCCCUAGUAGUGUGUUUUUGGGACGGUGGGCACGAAACAUCCCAAUAAUUUUCUUAGCCGUCUCUAGUAUUAUGUCGUCGGUAAGUUAGCUAUUUUGCUCCCCACAUCAGUGAAACAUAGCCCCACUUUUUAAUCGAAGUAAAGAGACAGAAAAGGAAUGCGUAGUUUCCUCCUCCCAGAUCUGUAACCAAAUCAUCUUCUUCCUCGAAUCCUCUUCUGCUCAUAAGCACACUGAGAAGAAUGUGUUUUUGCAAACCCUAAAUUAAAGAGAAACUGCUUAUGUGAAAUCUUCAAUUUCUUCUCCGUCUCCGCUAACUCGUUCAAAUCCAGCAGGUUUUCAUCGUGCAACUUAGGAAGUCGGCGGCGAAGAUUAAAAAAAAUUGGUCCAAACAAAUAGUUCAACAAGCUUGUGGCUCCAAGCCACAUAUGGGAUAUGCAAAAGAGGAAGAUUAAUCAUUAAUCAAUUAUGAAUAUCCUCCGUUUCGUCUUUGGAAUCUAUGGGAAUGCAACUGCUCUGUUUCUCUUCUUGUCUCCACUAGUGACAUUCCGUAGAAUCAGAAAAACCAAAGGGAAUCGACAAUUCUCUGGUGUUCCUUACAUCAUGACCUUGCUCAAUUUCCUUCUCUCUGGAUGGAUAACUUCUGGGAGAUGGGCAAUACUGGUCCUUGUGGUGGAACCUGCACAGACUCAUUUUGAUAGAGUGUAAAGUAUAGAUGGUGGUUAUUGGUAGCGCAAAUAUGGGAAAUAAGUGCUAAAGUUGCAGUACUGCUACCAAACCGAAACAAUGAAGGACUCGAGGUAUCUUACCAAACUUAUAUCCAACUCGUUUGAUUACUUGGUUAAGUGAUAGUAAAUGUGGCAGCAUACUGGGAGCUCGAUGGAAAUUUUGGUGCCAUGUGCCAACGGUAUGGGCAUUAUCCCAAAUGUUCUAAUUGGGGUGAGUUAGAACUCCUCCAAAGGCAUAACACAAACUAGAAAUGCAAACCCAUAAACUGAGUAUUUAUUCCUCCAUCCCUGUCCCAUUACUAUUUACUGUUAUGCCCUAUUUGGUUUGGUCAUUUUCUCGUAACCAUGAACUGAGUAUGUAAGUUAAGAUGCCAUUUGUUUAGUUAUUUUCAGUAAAAAACGAUUUGAGCCAACCUGAGAUGCUGAUAAUUUGGUUCUAGGAAUUCUUUUAUUCGAAUUUCACUCUACAGUGAGGCACCCUUAUCUAGGUUAGAUACUUCGGUUUCGUUCUCCGUGUACAUCGAUCGAUGAAAUCCUAUACUAACUUUGGUUUGCUGCAGAAUUUCGACGAUGAUAACAGGUCGUUCUGGAGAAGAAGCAAUCAAAUACAUUCCCAAUGUAGAUGGUGCACCAUUUAUGUCCAUGUUAUAUAAAACUUUGGUAGUCUGAGAACAUCACCUUUUGAUUGUUUUUGCAGAGUUAAUUUUUUUUUGUUGUACGAGAUUUGUUGUUGUAAAUGACUGGAUCAUUUUUGUGAACCUGAUUUCAUGAAUGAGAAUGUCUUUUGGCGCAAUGUUAUGUGAAUGAAUGUU
Molecule: messenger RNA, 1584 nt
Organism: Papaver somniferum (opium poppy)
Lineage: Eukaryota; Viridiplantae; Streptophyta; Magnoliopsida; Ranunculales; Papaveraceae
Product: bidirectional sugar transporter SWEET1-like
Exons: 7
Coding region: 513-752 (79 amino acids)
Cellular component (GO): membrane
Source: RefSeq, a predicted model, not a curated record